GACAAGGCAAAAUGGCAGGCUGAACAACCCACUACUACUGUUCGCCUCCUGGAACCAGUAGGUGCCCAGCCGACAGACAAGUUCGUCCUGCUUGGACGACUGAACUGGCAUCCGAGACAUAACGUCUUUACGGUUGGCCGUCUGGAUGAGGAGGAGCCUGGCGACGCCAUGCCCUUCUUUUUCGCCUCCACCGCCGUAGACUCUGUCGGUGAAGACGAAAACUGGUGUCCCGGACGAAGCCUGGUUAUCUGCACUGGACCGCACCCAAAUUACCUGACCGUCGCAGCUUACUUGUGCACUAUGCAAGUUAACUUGAUUGCUGUGCUCGAGGUUGUGCGUGCAAAAGUAAUGACAUUCUUCGAAAGAUUCCUCGUUAUUCAGGGGCUCUUUGUCCUCCCAAGCGCAGAUACUACACGUAUUAACCCAGAAGAAUCUUCCGCACUCGUUGAGGACUCGCAGCUCUUGUCUGAACACCUUAACAUCUUCGUACGUUAUGUUGGAGGAACCUCCUCUCCUAGCGUUUUCACCCUCAGGUACGAUAUCGCUGCUUCUAGUGAGGAAGCCAACUCCACAACCUCUCUCGGUUCAAUUACCGUCUGCGGUGAGGUCGCUCGACGCGCCUACUGCAGUGGGAUCUUUCAGGUCGGCUCUACCUUGUUGCUGGAAUUAUCGGACUCUCCCAGGGACGCUACGAAACCCACUCAACUGAUCUCGGUCACCCGCGUUGCACAACCCUUCGAGCGGAGAUUGAGCAAGUGUCGUCAUCUGGUUGGUCUUUUUCGCUACAAGGUUUUGAGUAUCACUGAAGCCUCCCGGUUGCUGCAUUCCUUGUCAAGUAGUUCGUGUUACCUCAGUCCGUCGGGUGGUCACUUUAGGAUCAGCUUACAGGCUCGAGCUUACUGGAGCCGCAGUGACUGCUGUUGGCGCCUCAUCAUACCCCUACACCCCAAUCGAUUCCAGGUGGACGCGGCUCCCUCCUUUAUCGCCUCCUUUUCCUUCACGAGUGGUGAUGGUGAUGUUGGUCUAACGCUGGAAUCAACGAUGGCGGCGGCGGGGGAAGAGAAGGAGACAGUGUGUGCGGCGGACCCCUGUCCCCAGUGUUCCCUCAAAGUGGCGCCGGCGACGCAGGAGGCUAGUCAGUGCCGGUCGGUAGUUCUCGGUCCUGACGUCUCCGCAUCCUCUUCUUCAACUUCCACCGGUUUAUCCCUCCUAGCCUUCUGCAAAUCAAAUGCCUCUGGACAGGAGGCCAAGAGCUAUUUUGUCCGUGUGCUCAGGUGUUGGAAACUUCGGAUUGCCUUCUCGAGGGCACAGGGUAAGUAUGGCGGUGGAUGA
This is a messenger RNA of Dibothriocephalus latus, 1332 nucleotides long. The record is from the annotation of a GenBank genome assembly. NCBI's taxonomy places the organism in Eukaryota, Metazoa, Platyhelminthes, Cestoda, Diphyllobothriidea, Diphyllobothriidae.